Messenger RNA from Chenopodium quinoa (quinoa), 1818 nucleotides. Its product is annotated as protein RICE SALT SENSITIVE 3-like. Lineage: Eukaryota; Viridiplantae; Streptophyta; Magnoliopsida; Caryophyllales; Amaranthaceae. The transcript is spliced from 6 exons. The record is from RefSeq and is a predicted model, not a curated record. The coding region runs from base 282 to 1493 and encodes 403 amino acids.
CACGUUUUGUAAUAGUUGGAUUAUAAUUGUUGAUCCCUUUUGCCUAUUAAAAAUAAAGUAAAAAUAAUAGAGUGAGAUACAGCAAGUAAUAUAAAUGUGAGAUAUUCUUGUUGGGGUAGCCUUAUAUAAAGGGGGAUAUGAUAUAGAGAUCAACUACAUACUUAUUCCCCUCUCCAAAUCAAAAUCACCAAAAUCAAACAACUCAAAAGAAGAGAGAGAAGUUAAAGCUAUAAUUCUAGAGAGAGAAAGAAAUAAAUUUUCAAAAAAAAAAAAAAUUAAAAAUGGAAGAACAUUUAAAUCCACUAGCAGUGACUCAUCUUUUACAAUACACUUUGAGGAGUUUAUGUUGCCAAGACAAUUCUCAAUGGGUUUAUGCUGUUUUUUGGAGGAUCCUUCCUAGAAAUUAUCCUCCUCCCAAAUGGGACACCCAUGGAGGAGUUUAUGAUAGGUCUCGAGGCAACAGAAGAAACUGGAUAUUAGUAUGGGAAGAUGGAUUUUGCAAUUUUUCGGCGUCUACCACCGCUGAGAUGAACUCUGGCAAUGGCGGUGGCGGCGGCGAUUAUCCGAGCUCAUCAGCAUCGUCAACUGCCAAUUAUGGUGAUCAACAAUUUCAGCAGUUUCAAGCUGGAUUACAACCUGAACUUUUCUUCAAAAUGUCCCAUGAAAUUUAUAAUUACGGUGAAGGUUUGAUUGGGAAAGUAGCAGCAGAUCAUAGUCAUAAAUGGAUAUACAAAGAACCAAAUGAAAACCAAGAAAUUAACUUCUUGUCUGCAUGGCAUAAUUCGGCUGAUGCGCAACCAAGGACUUGGGAAGCUCAAUUCCAGUCGGGUAUCAUGACUAUAGCCUUGAUAGCGGUACGAGAAGGCGUGGUACAACUUGGAUCAUUAAACAAGGUUGUGGAGGACUUAAGCUACGUCGUUUUGCUUCGGAAGAAGUUCACCUACAUUGAGAGCAUCCCGGGGGUGCUCUUACCCCACCCCUCCUCCGCCGCGUUCCCACCAUCUAUAAGGCCCGUUGAUGGGUACGGGAUCCCGCCCGAAAUGUGGGCCUACCAAGGCGGCGGAGGAGGGCCCAUGGGAAUGGGCCCUACCACCCAACUCAUGGAACAAUACGAGUACUACAACCAAGCCCAAGCCCCACAACAACACCAGUCACCCAUGGUGAGGAUGAUCACCCCAUCGAUGAGCAGCCUCGAGGCCCUCCUAUCGAAGCUCCCCUCGGUGGGGCCUGAUCCGGCCCACCAAGGUCCCACGGGACAUUGUGGGCCGGAGGCCCAUCAGUUCUUGGGCUCACCAUCAGCCCAAAAGAUGGCAAAAGAAGAGUUGGAUGAAGAAGAACAUCAACAAGAAAUUAGGAAUAUUAAUAAUUAUGAUAAUGAAAGAGAGGUUGUUGGGGAAUGUAGUAGCACCUCAAUGUCAUCAUAUCAGCAGCAUUUUUCAUACCAUCACCAAGAUCUUAAUUUAGCUGCUAGCAGGCCUAGUACUGGAUUUUAGUACAAAUAUAAUUUUUAAUUAUAUAUAUAGUUUUAAAUAUUAAUUAAUCAUUUGAAUGAUUGUCUUUAUCUAAGGGACACAAAAUAUUGUAUUCAAAAUUUAAUUAGAUUUAAUUUUUAGUGCUUAGCUUGUUGCUAGUAGCUCAGGGUUCAAGAUUUAGUCUACUAUUGUAAUUUUUGGUUUGUAUCUUUAUAUAUAUAUGUAACUUUUUUUAUAUGUAAUGCAACCUCUAAUAGGUUACAAUUGUAUUAUUUUAGUAUUUUUCAGAUGGACUAUAUAUGUAAAUAUGUAAUCUUCUUCGUAAUAAAUACACAUAUAUAUAGUU